This is a messenger RNA of Euleptes europaea (tarantolino), 1803 nucleotides long. It is a transcript of the gene ZBTB7C, whose product is annotated as zinc finger and BTB domain containing 7C. The transcript is spliced from 2 exons. Gene Ontology annotation, biological process: regulation of transcription by RNA polymerase II. The coding region runs from base 13 to 1803 and encodes 596 amino acids. The record is from RefSeq and is a predicted model, not a curated record. Gene Ontology annotation, molecular function: DNA-binding transcription factor activity, RNA polymerase II-specific; RNA polymerase II cis-regulatory region sequence-specific DNA binding; protein binding. NCBI's taxonomy places the organism in Eukaryota, Metazoa, Chordata, Lepidosauria, Squamata, Sphaerodactylidae.
CUAAAUGAGAAUAUGGCCAAUGGCGUUGAAGACCUGAUUGGGAUCCCAUUCCCGAACCACAGCAGUGAAGUCCUUUGUGGCUUAAAUGAACAACGGCACAAUGGUCUCCUCUGCGAUGUCAUCCUCAUUGUCCAGGACCAAGAGUACAGGACCCACAAGUCCGUACUGGCUGCCUGCAGCCAAUACUUUAAGAAACUCUUUACUACCGGCACUUUAGCGGACCAGCCCUAUGUUUACGAGAUUGACUUUGUCAAGCCUGAAGCACUUUCGGCAAUCCUAGAGUUUGCCUAUACCUCGACCCUCACCAUCACGACUUCCAACCUCAAGCACAUCCUCAACGCGGCCAAGAUGUUGGAGAUCCAGUGCGUCAUCAAUGUUUGCCUCGAAAUCAUGGAGCCCAUUGAGGAGGAGGAGGAGGACAAAGAGGAGGAAGAGGAAGAAGAGGAGGAGGAGGAUGAAGAGGAGGAGGAGGAUGAAGUAGAAGACUGUGCAAAUCAGAACUUAGCAGAUGUCCAGGACGUAAGCUGCCACCAAAGUCCUUCCAAAUCUGACCUUAGCGAAGAAGCGUACACAGAAAGUCCAAGUGGGUUCACCAACCACUUCCCAACCAACAGCACUAAUGGCUCCCUGGGAGUGAUAAGAGACUUCUCUAUCGAAUCUCUGCUGAGGGAGAACCUGUACCCUAAAGUUAGCAUUCCAGAACGGAGACCAGCUCUGUCUCCAUUUGCACCUGACCUCUUCCCUCACCUAUGGAAUGGAGAAUUCAGCCCCUUUUCCCAAAUGGAAGAACAGCAAAUGGACAAUGGUCCCUUAGACCUAGUGAUCAGGAAGAGGAAAAUCAAGGAAGAAGAGAAAGAGGAUCCCCCGCCGGCACCGUUCCCCAACGACAUCUUCAAGGACAUCUUUGCCAACAAUCCAGUGGGUCACAUGGGACACAUAAAGGCCGAAACCGAUUACAGCGCUUAUCUCAACUUCCUCAGUGCUGCCCACUUUGGGGGAGUCUUCCCUCGGUGGCCAGAAGAAAGGAAGAUGAAGCCCAAGGCUUCGCAACAGUGCCCCAUUUGCAACAAGAUCAUCAUGGGGGCGGGGAAGCUUCCACGGCACAUGAGGACCCAUACGGGAGAGAAGCCAUAUAUGUGCAAUAUCUGUGAAGUCCGAUUUACCAGGCAAGACAAGCUGAAGAUCCACAUGCGCAAGCACACCGGAGAAAGGCCCUACCUCUGCAUCCACUGCAACGCCAAAUUCGUCCACAACUAUGACCUAAAGAACCACAUGCGCAUCCACACGGGCAUCCGACCUUACCAGUGCAAGUUCUGCUACAAGAGCUUCACCCGCUCAGACCACCUGCACCGCCACAUUAAGCGCCAGAGCUGCCGGAUCUCCCGGCCCAGGAGGGGGCGCAAGCCGGCCGCCUGGAGAGCAGCGAGUUUGUUGUUUGCACCGAACGGCCAGCCUGACGAGAAAAACUUCCUAAUGCCGCCAACUCUGGAAGAGAUGGGCGGCCAUCUUGGCAGCGCGGCGAUGUGCCUUCCGGGCCCCAGCCCGAAGCAUUUUAUCGACGGGGCCAAGAAUGCUCUGAAUUUUCAAGAGCUGGAGAGCCAGUUUGAGGAGACACAAAUGAAGCUCUUUGGGAGGACGCAUCUCGACAUGGAGCGGAACGGCGGGAUCUUCGCUUUUGCACUGGGCCCCAAUGACACCCUCUCGGCACGGCCAUAUUUCUCGCUUCCCGACCCCUGGAGUACGGGGUUUAGUGGACUGGCAGGACUCAACCACCUUGCCCCCAUUUCUGAAGCUAGCAACUGA